Molecule: messenger RNA, 926 nt
Organism: Populus nigra (black poplar)
Lineage: Eukaryota; Viridiplantae; Streptophyta; Magnoliopsida; Malpighiales; Salicaceae
Product: agamous-like MADS-box protein AGL61
Exons: 1
Coding region: 275-766 (163 amino acids)
Biological process (GO): regulation of transcription by RNA polymerase II
Molecular function (GO): DNA-binding transcription factor activity, RNA polymerase II-specific; protein dimerization activity; RNA polymerase II cis-regulatory region sequence-specific DNA binding
Source: RefSeq, a predicted model, not a curated record
GUUUUAUUUAAGCAAAAUAAAAAUUGAGAUUAUUAAAAAUAAAUAUCUGGAAACAGCGUGUCCCGAGGGCUUGCAAAUGCGAAGCGUGUAACGUGUUCGAGAGAAACCCAAGUCUCCUUAUCCGAACCCAUUUCAACAACCGACUUAAAUGAGAUGAUUCCUUUUCCGUUUUGGAUUAAACAAAAAGCUAGCAUAUAAACAGUUAGCCCGUCACCUCUCAGCCUCAGAGCAGAGGCAAAGACAAACAGGCGUUUUUGGCUAGCUAUCUCCCAGGAUGACGAGAAGAAAGAUUGAAAUAAAAAAAAUAGAAAACGAAGAUUACCGAAAAGUGACCUUUUCAAAGCGACGAGCUGGUCUUAUAAAGAAGGCCAAAUUUCUUUGCAGCGGGUCCAAUGCACAGAUUGCUAUAGUCUCCUACUCCUUGUCGGGUAGGCUCUUUACGUUCGGCCACCCUUCUGUGGAUUCGGUCGUCGACCCAUUUCUUGACAACUACACCACUGAUAGCUGCGGCAGCAGCUCCAAUGAAUCUCCUCAUGUCAGCACACAUGGGCCAUCGCCGCCGUCUAGGGGGAUGGUAGAUGGGAAAGAAGGGCGGCCUUCGUGGUGGGCAUUGCCAGUUGAGGAAAUGGAUUUGGAUAUGGAUGGGCUUCGGCAAUACAAGGCUUCUUUAGAAAUUCUCAAAAGCAAUGUGGCUAGUCGAUUAAAAGAGAUGGAGGAGAGAGCAUCUCUCACAAGAGAUUUUGUAGGGUUUCUUGAUGCUCAUUGAUUUUCUUAUGAUUCUUUUUAUAGUUACUGAAAAACACACAGGAUUUUUGGGGGUUUUUCUUUCUUUUAAGAGUUAGCUGUUAGUGCAGGAUGAGGAUUUUUCUUUCUAUUUGAAUAUUUAUAUUCGUGAAAUAAUCAAUCCAGGAUCUUUAUUACUUUUA